AUGUUUCAAUUAGGACUGGGAUCAGCAACUGCAGAGCUCUUUGCCCAGCAUGGCGCAAUCAUUGCAAUCAGCGACUUGGAUGAGGGCAAAUCUCGAGAAUUAGUUGAGAGUCUCCGGAAGAAUGACACAGAGGCAGAAUCGUUCUCCGGGAAUUUGAUGGAUCCAUCUUACCCCGAAAGGCUUGUGCAAGCUGUCAUUGCGAGAUUUGGGAGAAUCAACUGCCUCGUCAAUAACGCCGGGUUUUUAAAUGACAGGCAAGUGUUGCAAAAGCCUCAGCCUCAUAUACUUCAAAAAACUAACCGCUCGUGCUCACACAGAGCAAUUCACAAGAUGACAGAUAGCCAGUGGGAUUCGAUCAUCCAAAUCCACAACUCAGUGCCAUUUCGUAUUGUACGGGCAUUAUCGAGUCAUUUCAUGAGCCCCGAGACGGCAAACAACCGCAAGGUAGUGAUUAACAUCUCAUCAUCUUCUGGGGUUCAUGGCCAACUCGGUCAGUUAAAUUACUGCACUGCAAAAUCCGGAGUUGUUGGGAUGACGAAGGGUAUCGCUAGGGAAUGGGCACGGUACAAUGUCCGAUGCAAUGCUGUUGCCUACGGCUGGAUGGACACUCGCAUGACCCGCCCUCCUGAGCCUGGACAGGUAUUGAAAUUGGAUGAAACCGAGAUUAAAAUCGGAGUGGCAAAGAACGCUACGAAAUUCAGGGACACUUCGGACAUUCCUCUUGGACGCCCGGGAACUCCAGAGGAGGCUGCCGGAUGUCUCCUCUUCCUAGCAAGCAAUCUUUCAAGCUACGUGACUGGCCAAGUCCUGGAAUGCAAUGGAGGUCGCUUCAUGUGA
This is a messenger RNA of Penicillium maclennaniae, 837 nucleotides long. RefSeq names its product SDR family NAD(P)-dependent oxidoreductase. Bases 1 to 837 code for a protein of 278 amino acids. Gene Ontology annotation, molecular function: oxidoreductase activity, acting on the CH-OH group of donors, NAD or NADP as acceptor. The transcript has 4 exons. Lineage: Eukaryota; Fungi; Ascomycota; Eurotiomycetes; Eurotiales; Aspergillaceae. The record is from RefSeq and is a predicted model, not a curated record.